Molecule: messenger RNA, 2976 nt
Organism: Penicillium odoratum
Lineage: Eukaryota; Fungi; Ascomycota; Eurotiomycetes; Eurotiales; Aspergillaceae
Product: putative cytokinesis regulator (Byr4)
Exons: 2
Coding region: 1-2976 (991 amino acids)
Biological process (GO): regulation of Ras protein signal transduction; mitotic spindle orientation checkpoint signaling
Cellular component (GO): SIN/MEN two-component GAP complex; mitotic spindle pole body
Molecular function (GO): GTPase activator activity
Source: RefSeq, a predicted model, not a curated record
AUGAAGUCAAUGAUGGCUCAAAUACGACUGCAGGAAGACGAGCAAAUCGAAUGUUGGGAUGAUGAUGAUGAUCUGCAAUUCACCGAGGGCAUUCAAUCUCGUGCUGCAUCCAGCACAGGAUCUAUGGCUAAUUCCUCAUUCCGACCAUCAGGACAUCGCGAUUCAAUCUCGUCGCGGCGGUCUGCUCGGUCUGAUCUGGACUCGAAUGUCGGAGACGAAGACUGGCAGGUUCCUUUGCACGACAACGAUGAGUUUGCGAAAGAAGAAGCCCUCGCCUCGGCCAAAAAUGCGGGGAUACCGAUUCCUGCCAAUAUUCCUAGCUCUGCUCUUCUCGGGGGCGCCAUCAAACGCCUGUCUACUCGAAAGCCCAAGAGGACUUUUGUGGAUGACUGGUCUGAAGAUGUAGAGCUUCCUGGCCCAGACGCAAUACUGCAGCUCAGGACAGCUCAAGAGGCGAUGUUCCCGGAAACAAUCCGACAUAUAAGUUCGGCGGCCACAAGUCCGGUGAAGUCUACAGCUUCCCCAUCUUGGAAUGAGAACAUUUCAACUCGCCUACAAUCAGCGCUUGGAAGUCUACAUCGGUUUCAGGAUGAUAAUGAUGAUAGCGCUAUCGGAUGGGACGUGCCCACCAUCAAGGCACCCACACCACGAUCCCCACAGAAAACUGCCCUAAAAAUGGCCGGUAGCAACCUUACUAUGGAGCAGGAAGUUGAAGAUUUCGACAAAGACCUUGAAUUACCACCAGACUACCAGCCUCUACAACUAUCACACCGAAAAUAUACAAGUGAUAUCUCCAGCCCCGUUUUAGACGACUUCGAUCUAGAAUGGUCCGAAGGGAGCAUAGGUGUCCGAGUUGGCGGGACGGGCCGAGAUGGCCGCUCGGUUCCUAGUUCCUCGAUCUCCAUUGCCAGCCCCAGUGCGUCAAGUUGCCUGACUGGGGAAAGCGAAGAAGAUGGUCUGGAUGGCCUAGUGUUCCCAGAUGGCCCAUUGGAUUUUACCGCCUCUCUCAAAAGACGAGAAGAGGAAAUCACCGAAGAGAGUACCACCGCAGCCGCAGCCAAGCGAGAACUGCAGGCUUUAAAGUCGUCUGACUCGGAUGACUUUUUCUCGGACAUUGAAGUUGAUAACGGCAGAGCUUUUGCAUCAAAGAAAUUAACACUUAACCCUCAUGUCAAACGUAAGACGGAGUGGCCAGCGAGCCCAACACGGCGGUCUUCAACGACUCUGACCUUCACCACUACUGGUGCCGGUCCAGUCAAUACAACAGGCUCCCCUCGCCAGAAUACUCGCAUUCCACGCCUAUCUGGCCAUGACCGGGCCCAUUCGACCCAUCUCGAGACGGUUUCAGAGAGCGGCGCACCACUGUCCAAGUUUCAAAGACCCCACUCCCGCCUUGGGCAUUCGUCCCAGUCUUCAAUCUCUAGCCUCCAGUCUUCCAGCGUGGUUUCAACUUCCCCCAAUCCAAAUCCUGUUGGCCGAAGGCUUCUAGGAGCGCGAGUUUCCCAAGCCACAACCCCGGCUAGUGAUUCCUGUGCACCCCCCAGACAACUUCGAACGAAAAGAUCUCUACCUUCCAUUCGGGGUGUGGCACCCACUACUCCAGCGCAGACUCCGCAACGACUUUCAUCCAAUCCAGAUGGUUCUAUUCUGCCACCGGCAAACAGACCAAAAACGCCGGUGGAGCGCACGAUUGUGGCUGGGAGAACAUCCAGCCGAAGAGCACCAGUCCCGUUCAUCCCAGCAGAUGCAUCAGAAAGGCAAUCGCACCACGAAAAUAUGAAAACAUACCGCCGCCGCCACCACUCUGAUAAUUCCGGUGACCUACUCAAUCCACAAGGUACCUACUCUCGACUAUCACGAUCAAAUCGCCCGGAAACUUUCCGCCUGAGCCUCGACGACAGCAAAACGGAGAGCAUUAGCCCAACGGCUAAACGUACACUAACUCGGCCGACCAGGCGACGCAACUUUGGAGACGGAACCGAGCUGGAAUCCUUUGACGAUUUGCCUACAUCCGUUUCAACAGAGAGUAGGUAUACCAAGAAUCCGGCCGGCCGAGGUGCCCCCCGAUCAGUACGAGCUAGGCUUAGCCAGAGCCGUAUAACUCCACCUGGCGAAUCCCCGACACAAUCCUUCACACCACCCUCGACCUCUAAGCCUCUGGUGUCUACACCACGCUUUGCCCAAGACACCAAUGCAUCCCGGAAUGCGCGAGAGCAGCGCAUUGCAUCCUUGAGCUCUCGAAACCGGGACACAACACCGCUUGGUUCUUUCAACUCGAAUUGGAAGGCCCAGCCCAUACCUCGAAUAUCGCCAAUUGCGGCACCGAUUCGCAGCCGGAAGGGUGGUCACUCCAAUAAACCCCAAUCCAAACCUCAUUUGAUCAAACCCAUGGGAUCAGGUGUGCAAGAAUCUAAGUCUGUGAGGGGCAUGCACUACAACCCCGAUACUUUUUGCUGGGAAGGCAAUGAAAAUCUCGUGCAGGAGUUCGACAUAACGACUGCUCCCAAAUCACCCAAACCUGCUCCAGCUCUUAUCAGCAAUGUGGGUGCUGUGAACAACGCCCAGGCUGUCGGUGGUAUGAUCUUUGACCCACAGCGUAUGUGCUGGCUCCGAGCCACGCCUCUUGCAUCUGGACAGCAAGGUGGAAUUGCCCCGGAGGAUGAGGACGAUGUUUUUGCAGGCCUGGAUGACUUGGAUGAUAAGACCACCGGUGUCAAACGAGACUCUGAAACAGUGGUCGGGUCUACUCUCAAUACAGCCAGGGAUGAUCCGAGUGGGGGCGAGUCUUCCGAUGAAGGGCCUAUCACUGAAGAAUUCGAUGUGGGCCCAGAAUUCAUCCGCAGACAGAGAGCCGAGGAAGAGAAAUGGAGGCGGAAGGUAGACAAGUGGAUUGGCUUUGAUCGUGGAGACGGUGAUACUCACUGGCGAUGGGAUAUCCGUGACCUGACUGCUGGCAUGAAGCAUUCCACGGUUUAA